Messenger RNA from Dermacentor andersoni, 9848 nucleotides. RefSeq names its product protein brain tumor-like. Lineage: Eukaryota; Metazoa; Arthropoda; Arachnida; Ixodida; Ixodidae. Gene Ontology annotation, molecular function: ubiquitin protein ligase activity; zinc ion binding; protein binding. The record is from RefSeq and is a predicted model, not a curated record.
CCAAGCAAAAGCAGUAUGUCGCGGAAGCCCGUGACGACCAUUAGCCUCAGUGGCAAUCAAAAGUAGUAGUAGUACACCUCUUCGCGGCCACGUUCUCGUUCUUUAACUGUGCCCUCAGCGAGCCGCCAGGCGGCGUUCCACCUCGAGCGUCGUCCGGGAAGCUCGCGCUACCGAUGCUGCUAUGCCCGCUGGGGCUGGCGCGCAUCAGGGUCGUCGUUCAAAUGGUCCAGUGCGAGGACAUCGGCUGCUGCCGAGCUCCCAUGCCUAUCGACGAGGACCUUAACGUCGGUCCUUUGUGCGCUGCCAGCCCGCUCGCCGACUGCCGCAGCCACGGCCCGGUCGGCGCCUGACGGCCGCCGCACCCGCGCACGCUCGACGAGCCCGGCGCGACGAUCUUGCUCCCCGGUUCCUCCGGUUCGCGUUGCCAGCGCGCCCGGGGGGCCUCCCAUGAGCUGCCCGCCCACAGCAGUCUCCUGCUGUCGCUUCGUUCAGCUGUCCCUGGGCAGCAGCCCACCUACGACUCUCAGUGGGUCUGGUACGACGGCAGGCUCCCAACUGGGCUCGCCUACAUCUCUGCCUGAGGCGUUUACAGCACCGAGCUCUGGUGGGGAAGGCAGCAGCGGGGGCAGCCCUUCCGAUGGUGUCACCGGGGGCAACGCAGCGCUAGCUCAGCUGAGCACAAAGUGCAGCCUCUGCCAUGACACCUUCACUAUCCCAAAGGUGUUAAACUGCCUGCACACAUUUUGUCAGCCAUGCCUGGAGAAAGAGUGCACAGGGGACAAAGUUCGCUGUCCUCAGUGCAACCAUGACACCCCCUUGCCACCAGGGGGCACAGCUGGCCUUCCUUCCGACUAUGCAGUUUCGAAUAUCCUAGAAACUGCUGCCCUUGAAGGUGCCAGCCUUGGCUGUACAGGUUGCAAGGGCAAGGAGUCCAGCGCAGUAGCACGGUGCUUUGACUGUGCCAACUUCCUGUGUCCCAACUGCGUGAUGGCCCACCAGUUCAUGCACUGCUUUGAGGGCCAUAGAGUACUGACGCUAGGGGAACUGCAGAGCGCACGGGACGGGCUGCGAGCGCCACAGGACAAACCGGUUGCCUGCCUGCGCCACCGAUCAGAAGCCUUGCGUUACUUCUGCCGCUCGUGUGACACACCUGUCUGCAAGGAGUGUGCCUUGCUUGACCACCCAAAGGCAAUGCAUGAUCUGGAGCCGCUGAGCGAAGCAGCACCUCGUCACGUGGAGGGCCUGUCACACAUGGUGGAGGAUGGACGGGUCAAGUCGCACGAUCUCAGGGCAGCACUCAAGACCCUCGAGCAGGUGUCAAGCCGUCUCCAAGCUCAGUACCAGCGAGCCCAAGGGGAGGUCGCCGACACUUUCCACUUCUACCGCUCCAUGCUCGAGGAGCGACGGCAGGAGACCCUGCGCGAGCUCGAGAACGUAUACAACGCAAAGAUGGUCUCCCUAGGUCUGCUUGGACAGAAGGUUCAAGAUACCAUCGAACGAAUCCACCAGGUGUGUGCCUUUGUCGAGCGGCUGACUCGCUUCUCUACAAGCACCGAGGCUCUAGUCUUCAAGCAGCUACUGGAGGCGAAGUUCCAGGGAUUUUUGUCGUUUCGGCCAGAGGCUGGGCUCCACGGCAUGGACCUUGAAUUUGUGUCCAACUAUCAGGCGAUCCAAGUGGGUGUGCGCAACACUUUUGGCUACAUCAAGCAGGGUGGAGCACCUGAGGGGGCCCCGCGGCAACCGCCCAUUGCUCGGCCCAAUGGUGUGGUCCUCGGCCCAGCUGAGCGUAGUUCCACCCUGCAUCAGAACGGGCACCACCCUCCACCGCCUCCAACGUCUCCUUUUGAGUCAAACCUCCUGUCAAAGCGAUUCAGUUCGGCCAACAGUCUCGGACCGUUCUCAACCAGUCUUGCCGAUGUCAGCCCCUAUGAGAAAUGGUCCAGUGGAGGCGCUGACAUUUUCCACAAUGGCUCAGACUUCGGUGCUCCUCAGGACGCGCCUGCGGCCCCCCCACAGAAUGCCCUGGCUGAACUGUCGUCGAAGUACCUAGCCGGCACAGGAGUAGGGCUGUAUCCGCUCAAGUCGCAGAUCAAGCGGCAAAAGAUGAUCUAUCAUUGCAAGUUUGGAGAGUUUGGUGUAAUGGAGGGCCAGUUCACGGAGCCCUCAGGCGUGGCUGUGAACGCACAGAAUGACAUUGUUGUGGCUGACACGAACAACCACCGCAUCCAGAUUUUCGACCGGGAAGGUCGCUUCAAGUUCCAGUUCGGUGAAUGCGGGAAGCGUGAUGGACAGCUCCUUUACCCAAACCGAGUUGCCGUGGUGCGCCAAUCUGGGGACAUUGUAGUGACGGAGCGCUCGCCAACACAUCAGAUCCAGAUUUACAACCAGUAUGGGCAGUUUGUACGCAAGUUUGGCGCCGUCAUCCUGCAGCACCCGCGCGGCGUUGCCGUGGACCCCAAGGGGCGCGUGGUCGUUGUCGAGUGCAAGGUGAUGCGGGUCAUUAUCUUCGACCAGAGUGGCAACGUGCUGCAGAAGUUUGGCUGCUCCAAGCACCUGGAGUUUCCCAAUGGCGUGGUGGUCAACGACCGGCAAGAGAUAUUCAUCUCGGACAACCGGGCACACUGCGUCAAGGUGUUCAACUAUGACGGGGUUUUCCUGCGACAGAUCGGUGGAGAAGGCUUGACGAACUAUCCCAUUGGGGUCUGCAUGAACCAGGGGGGCGAGAUCCUGGUUGCGGACAACCACAACAACUUCAACGUGACUGUGUUCACCCAGGACGGGCAGCUCGUGAACGCUCUAGAGUCCAAAGUCAAGCACGCGCAGUGCUUUGAUGUGGCCCUCAUGGAUGAUGGCUCAGUGGUGCUGGCCAGCAAGGACUACCGGCUGUACGUCUAUCGCUAUGUGCAGCUUCCCGCAUCAUCCUCGGCUCCUCCGGGCUCGGGGGGUGGCGGCGGGGGUGGCAGCGGCGGCUGUCUCUGAUGGGAGAGUUGGGGGUCACCUUUGUUGCUGCGCCUUGUUUGCACGGGCUCUCUCCCUCUUUCACACGCACUCCUUCCUCGUUACAUUUUUAUCACCAUCAUAUGACCUCAUUUUUCGCAUGCCUCUUGCUCUGUUUUUUUUUUUUUUUCUUUUUAAUGUGGUUCGGUAAUUGUGAGGAUUGUGUGUAUAGCUUCUUUUUUUAAUAAGAGCAAGAGGCACCUGGUUGAAGAGGGAGAAAAAGCCAGUAUUCUCACCCCCUCCCCCCUUCUUUUCUCUCGUCAUGGUCCGUGAAGGGACUUCACAAUGUUUAGCCAGUGAUUGGCAGUUUUUAUCAAGAAGGCACCACCACUGCUGUUCCUUUUAAACAUGCCUAUUUUUUUUUUCUUACAACGACAGGCUUGCUGUCACUUGUGUUGUGGCCUGUGUCAUGUUUUUUUUUUUUUGAUCUGAUCUACUUAAGUUAUUUGGGUUUUUAGUGCAUAUGGUUUCAUUGUUUAUUUAAACCAUAUAUAAUCUACACACAGAGGCUCUUGUUAUGUUAAGUAGCAUAGUUGUUGUAGCGUUGUUUCCUUCAUUUUUUUUUUUACAUUUCCUGAAUUUUUUUUCCCUGUUUGGUUUGUGGGAUUUCCUCAACCGAUAUGAUUAUUACCUUUCGUUUGGAGCUUCUCCUUUAUUUAGUCGUGUCCGGUUAAGUCUGUUUGCUGUUUAUUGCAUUCUUUGUUUGGUUGGCUUCUUAUUCCUUUCCCGUACACCCCCUCCCCACUCUCCCCUUUUUAGUAUUUUGUUUUCAAUGUUUAUUAUAUGCUCUCUGUUAGAUCUUGUUUGUUUGGGUUGCCUAGGAGAGCUUUUGAGGUUACAAGCUUUUUUGUGUACGGUCCUAGUCAUAAACCGUGAGUGGUGCAGCGGGAAAAAAAAAAGUAAUCUGUUGUUUAGGAGCCCACAGAUCACACACUUACACGUACACAUACAAAAAAAAAACUGUAUUAUGGGGAAAAUGCUGCAGAACAAGAGGUAGACAAUAGUCAUGCCAAAGAGAUGUCCUGGGCAGGCAUCUUCGAAGGAAGUGGGUGUGGGUUAGUUUUCACUGCCAUAUUUUAGGCCAGUUCUGUCAUCAGCCAGCUUUCUGAGGCAGCUGUGAUUGGUUUUAUGCCCGUGUGUGCAUGGAGGGGCCAGUCAUAAGCGAUAUCACUUCUCAUUUUACUCCCUUUCCUCUUUUUUUUAAUCCUGUUUCAAUAUUUUAAUUUUUUUUCUUUUUUGUCGCUCUGAAGAGCCAUGUGGUGUUUGGCAUUGAGUUUGUUACCUGAAUGUGUUUGAGUAAUUUUGUGGAGUUCGGAUGCUCAUGUGCAAAGGCAAUUGUGCCAAGCGUUUGUCAAUGUCCUUCCUCCUGGUUUUCCCCUUUUAUCACCACUCCCUCCCUGAAGCCGGUGUGCCAGGCUAUUCCUUUUUUUUUUUUUGUGGGCGUAACUACCAGGCACUUUUAGUGUGAUCUGUGGAAAACUCGCUUGUCUUUCCAUGUGUUUGGAGGGAAAGCUUUACAUCAACAGUCCGAGGAGGUAUAUCCUUAUCUUUUCCCGCCCAAAGUUGUUAAACAGUUAAUACUGCCAUUGUCCCUUGGGUGCUGGCUCUGGCAGUUACAGCCAAAGGCAUCACCUCCACCGGUUUAUUUCACAUGAUUCUCGUAGCAACUGCAGUUAACAAUUUUUGCAGGCGGGGGGUCAUAGCUUGUUAAACGUGAAGGAGAAAUUUUCCAUACCAUGGAUGAAAUUUCCAGUGAGUAUAUCUCCCUUCAGCUCAGUUUUAUUCUGCGGCUAGUCAUCGGGGGCUGCCGUCGUCUGAGGAGUUUCCCUGUCCAACCUUCAUUCUGAGGUCUCGUGAAAUGCAUGUAGCCGUUACUAUUACCACUGUAUGUGGGAGGCCCCACCAAACCAAACAGAAUGAUGAAAUAAGAAGGCUGAGGAUGUUAUCUUCGCUGUCUGGUCUGGAGCUUUUUUUGUAUGAGUUAAGUUUUUUUUGUUCAUUGAGUUUGUGUUGUUUAAAAGGAAGUUUUAGUUUGCGCCAUUCUGUUUUUAUAUUAAGGGAGCAAAGCCUUUCUUGCUGUUGACACACUACUGCUUCUCUUUUCAUUUGUUCUGGAGGCUUUUUUUUCCCCCUUGUCCUUUGCAUUUACAUGUUACUGCCAUUCAUAUAACUUGCACUACACAGCCGAAUUUAUUCUAGAAGUGGCUGGGUGGGACACUUCACAUCUGUCUGCUUUGUUGUAAUUUUUAUUUUUCGACUGUUGUAAUACUGUGGAUAUGCGAACGCACAUGUAUGGAUCUUGCGGGCAGUGCUGUUGUAGCGAGGCGCGCAGCAUAAUGUUGCUUGGCAUGUGAAAAAAAACGGCAGGUACGACAUGUAAUGCUCAAGGUUUCGACGACCGCCUUACAACAGUGUGCAUUUUUGCUUGUCGACAGCAGAUGUGAACGCUAUGUUGUUUACUCCUAUAUAACUCAUUUCUCUACACAGAAUUUGCAGUUGUGAUUCACCGAGCACACAAACACGAGGUAUUCUGUUGAAUAAACUAUUUUUGUUGUUUCAGCAAUAAGUGAGUGAAUGCCAGCAUGGGCAAGUAAAAGCAUGCAAACACGUUUUGCAGUGGCACACGUUUUUUGAAGAAUCUCUCUUGCUUCUGUUUGAAAGCUGUUGGUUCUUGGCUUUUCACGCAGGGUCUGGUGGUGCGUUGCAUGCAAUGAAGGCUGCAGGCUUUUUCCUAGCCAGUUCCACGCUGCUGUGGACAGAAGCGCUUUUGCCUUUUUUUUUUUCCUUCUCUCAAGCCACACUAUUUGGCUUGGGUGGUGUGGGUGAUGUUUGCGUGUGGAAGUUGUCAUUUCGGUGUGCCGUCUGGUUGUCUGUACACGUAUGUGUGCAUGUGUGUAUGUGUGUGUGCAUGUGUGUGUGGUCGUAGACUCGUGUGACGUGGUGAUUGUCCUGAACAUUGGCGGAGGUUUCCCCCCCCCCCCCCCCACACACAACCCUACUCCCUAGCCCCAUCCCCUGCUGCCACCCCAUCUAUACAUAUCCACUACAUCGUUUGUUGCUAGCUGAGGUGUGAAGAAAGGCCUGGUGUGUUCUUGGGUCGCUUGGCUUCCCUAGCAGAGCUCUUAAAUACCCAAUCCAUUUUCUUCCUUCCAGACUAUGCAAGUAUGCAUGGGAAGACGAAGCUGAAUGACCACGACAUUUCACUUUUUGUAGUGGCCACCAUUGAUUGCUUUGGUUGUCUUUUGCCAGCACCAUUCAUUUAGCUAUGCUCAUACAGGCUUUUGCAAACAUGCAUGUGCCUUGAUGCAAUGCUUGAUUGGCUUUCAUCCAUUUCUUCUCUCCUUCUGCCACUUAAUCAUUUCGAGUUUUUGUGUACCAUGUGAUCUCCUUUAGCUCUUCUUGUUUCUAAGUGUUCUAAUCCAGCGGUCUCUGGUGCCAUCACAUUCCGGAGUUGUUUCCACAGACGCUAGCAAAUCUUUUUUUCUCUUCCUUAACAACUUUGAGUACUUGUAGUUGCUGCGCACCUAGGGCUUCCAAAGCUUUUGAGAAAGCUUAAUUGCAAAAUCGCCACAAUGGCUCACUCGGAUCAGAUGUGGGAACUGUCUGGAGCAAUAUACCAUCGGGAGAACAAGAUCAGACCUUCUGUGCACCUUCUAAUGCUGUUCACAUGCUGCAGAUUUUCUCUGGGAGUGAAUCUUAUCGCUCUAGACCAAGCCACAAGGUUCGUUAACAUUUUAUCAAGUUAGGUUCGUCGAGGAACACAGUUGAUUGCAUAUUCCAGUUUAUGAUGCCAACUUGUCGGAAGAGUUUAAGGUUUUUCAUAGUACAAAACCACAUGUCUUUACUGCAGUUACACAGCUUCAUUUGCAUUUUUUUGUUUUGUAUGCGCGUGUUUUGUUUUGCGUUGACAUUUUUGGAAGGUUUAUUAUUUAAAGAAAAAAAAACCAUGAGAUGAAGUUUCUCGUUCUUAAUAUAUUAUCUCCAUGUUCACUGCAUAUACAUAUAUAAUAGUAUAUACGUGUGUGCAUGCGUGCGUAUAUUUAUACUGUGUAUGUGGGAAGAAAAAUGUUGAAAACGUUUUGUGUGAACGUGCAUUUAUCAUUGCAGUGUGGAGGGCUGUUUGGGAUGAGGGUGGUUGCUUCAGGUGUUCUGUUUUCUCAACACCCAUCCCCUUUGAGGGGUGUCUCGGAGACUCUUUUAUGAAGGUGUUUCACUUGCUCACCUCAUUCUCUUGCAAAAAAGAACUCACUUCCCCUCUUCUAGGUAGACGCCAUUUCUUAGUCUCUAGGCACCCAUGCACAGACGAUGCUAUGAGGCGUAUGUUACACUGGCAUCCCCGUCGCUAACUUGCUAGAGCAGUUCACCGAUGACGAGCCCACGUUCUUGGAGCCUCUUUUUUUGACUGCUACACAGAGCCCAAGAGGAUGUCUCGCCAGCAGCCCUUUCCCCCGCAGACAUGUCAGGUUCGUUGGCGUUACCAAGCAUCGGCGGGGAGGCUGGCAUCCAAACACGAGGGCAGUUAAGGAGCGGUUGCAUUGGGAGCUGGCAUUGGCACUUCUCUCCACUGCGUUUGGUGUUGCGCAACAGCCUGGUUGAGGCGUGCAACUUUGGCCUUGGAGUUUCUUUUUUUUUUUUAAAGCCUUGCGGGCCAGGCUGUGCAUUGUGUGCUGCCCUGUCUUGCCCCUGGCUCCUGGUUGUAUGUGCCUAGUCAAGUGCCGCUUUCAUUGCAUACAUGGUCAAAGAAGGCUCCAGUGCUACGAAGAGAGGGAAAAAAAAAAGCAAUGCGGUGUCAUUGCUCUGUCCUGCUCUCCCCGAUAUUUUUUUAAACGUAGGGCAGCAGUUGUGCGAGUUGUGUGCUGUUCGUGUUGUCCGGCCGUGUUUUGUGUGGAUGCCCGUACAUUCCCGUCAAGUUUUUGACUUGCGUUUUUUCGGCUGCUGUUUCUCCGACUAGUUGCAGGUUGCGUGUUUCUCUCACUCCCGUUUGUCACUCUCUCUCUCUAUCUUGUUUGUCUCUGCGUCUUUUCUCCGUUUCUAGCAGACGUGCUCAACACUUGUUCAGAGCUGUUAUUUAUUUGUUCCUCAUCAUUUUUAAGCUGCUGUGGCAGUAGUUUUGAGUUCUUUGUUAACGGGCUACAGGCCAACGUGCGACUCCAUAUUGACGUUAAUGCAGUUUUUCUACUGAGAGUUCCAUGGUGUGAAUUUUUCAUCAUGUUUGUGUGUUUUCUAGUAAAGUGUUUGUGUGGUCGUCUUUCCCAUGUGCCCCUUUUUCCAGUGGCGUGCAGAGCUGAGUUGCAUUCAUGAGCUUUCUUUUUUCCCCCCUUUUCUGUUCAUUGUAUUCAAGCCCCGCAGAGACCACCCCCCACAUUUUAUAGCAGACUGCACUCUCGAGCCAUUAUGUGGUGACGGGGGCCAGCUCAGGCUCACCACCAAUAUUUGUUGCUCUUUCCAGCAGGGGUAUAUAUAAAAAAAAAUAUCGUGCAGUGUUCACUACAUCUUUUUGUUUCCUUUCAGAAGAAAGAAAAACUUGCGUGUUGUGUACAGCUGACAAGCUGCUUUUGACUGUACGAAUGGUGUCUAGCGUGUGUUUUCUAGAGUAAACGUUGACAUCUUUUAAUAUUUUUUUAUGCGCAAGCGCUCCCGAGUGGUGGCCGACCGGUAAAUCGUCCAGGAUGACUGCACUGUGUGGGUCUGUGUGUUCGUGUCGCAAGUGCAUUUCUCAGUGAAUGCAGAGCUACACUUCACAAUUCUGGUUGUUUGUAGCCGGCUGCGUCCGUUGGGUAACAUUGCAGCGGUGCAGUGCGGGGGGCGUUUGCCAAACAUGUCCGCUACUUUGCCCGAAUCAGAUCUCUCUGGCGUUGUAGUCCGAAAGAAACACCAUCACCACCGCGACAAUCGUAUAUCGGGGGAAGCCGACUUUAUCGUGUUAAACAGCAGGCAUGUGACCCCAGGGCUGCUGAUGCUGCGGCCCUGCUGAACAGAUUUCGGUGCUGCGAUUGCAACAGCAGCAGCCUUGGGUUGUGUAAAUGGGGUUGCUAUUUUAGGCUCCCUGCUGCAAGCCGAAUCAAUUGGGCGCGUAGUUGCAGGUCUUCGACAUAAACCAGUACGGCAGUUCUAAGCCUUGUGUGUUUUGUUAUGUUGGUGCUGCAAGAACACAAUGAUUUAUAUGGAAACUGCCUUAGCGCGGAUAGAAAAUGCAAAAAAAAAAUGCCAUCUAGGCAGGUGAACAAAGUAAAGCGUGUGGUAAACAGCGUGUUUAGAGAAGUCCACCACUUCGCGCACGCAGAGUCAGUUGUUAAAGCAGAGUGGCACCCUUUAAAAAAAAAAUGUUUUCCGGAAAUGUUAGUGCUUAUGGUUGGGCUUUCGGUUGGUGUUAUCAUUCACUGAGCGUUAAAACAUUCACCUGGAGUUUGACACAUUGUUUUUUGAAGUUUUGUUUCAUUUGUGUGUCCUACAGUGUAGUCGCCUGCGAGUUCCUGCCCAGUGCUGUUCGAUGGAUGCAUAUUAAUUUGGUGCCUUCCUCAUGUCAUGUGAAUGAGGCACAGAAGAAAAAUAAAAUGUGGGCACCAGCUUUUUGGGAAAUUGGUAUUUCGCUUCCCCUCUGUCGGCUGUCGGCAGGAUCUCCUGUGGAAGUGCUGUGAGCUGCUCUGAGAAUAAUCGGUAUUGGAUUAAGACAUUUUUUUUUUCUGGUGCAAGGUUCAACGAUUCUCACGGGCCUUGACAUUUUUCUCGUGUGUGAUGUAACUAACUUAUUAGACCAACAUUGUUUGUACUUUUUUAUGUCUACUCCCUUUUUUUGUUGAGAUUUAGUGUAUGGGUAAUGCGUCAACAAUAAAAUAUUUUUGUUUUGGUGA